UGAGCUGGGUAUAUAAGGACUGAGCAUGUGUUUCCCCUUCAGGCCUUAAUCCUGGACAAGUCACUCUUCUUGGCAUUUCUGGAAAAUAAUUCUGCCCUAACGUUCCUGGCUUAGUGUCCUGGGCUGGUUCCACAUGCAUCUUUGAAGAAACUGGCAUUGGGUGGGUGGUCUUCAUGCAUCUGUUCCUGCUCACCCUCAGAUGGUCCAGUGCUGAGAAAUAAGGCAGGACCUUUGACUCGUCUUUCAAACUCCUUCAACAGACCUCUCACAGAAGCUUUGAAUGUUGGAUGUUUUGAUGGGAAGAGGAGCAAAGGUAACAGCAGGAAAGACAAGCCCACGGAAGGUCACUGACCUGAGAUUCCUGCUACCCUCCAUGGCUUCAUCCAACUUCUCCCAGAACAUCUGCAACGUGACUUAUGAAGACAGCAAGAUAUUACUGAUUACAAUGUACAGUACUGUCUGUAUAUUGGGCUUUCCCACAAAUUGUUUCACUGCCUGGUUUUCCCUCUUGCAGGUGCUACAGGGGAAUGUAUUGGCCAUAUACCUCUUGUGCUUGGCCAUCUGUGAAAUCUUCUAUGUGGCAACCUUACCCUUCUGGAUUGUUUACAUUCAGAAUGGUCAUGAAUGGAAAAUGGGUUUUCUGACCUGUAAGAUAAUUGCCUUUGUAUUUUUCUGUAACAUCUAUGUCAGCAUUUUAUUUUUAUGUUGUAUUUCUUGUGAUCGUUUCAUUGCUGUGACAUAUGCCUUGGAAUCCAGAGGGUUUCGAAAUCUAAAAACAGCUGUGUUCAUUUCGAUAACAAUCUUCUUAAUUGUGGGAGUAGUUCACUAUCCAGUUUUUGAAACAAAAGAAAAUAAAACUUGUUUUGAGACCCUUCCAGUAAACAGUCAGAUAGCUAGUUAUUAUUACUCUCGCUUCGUAGUAGGGUUUGCCAUCCCUCUCUCCAUCAUCAUUUUCACCAACUACAAGAUCUUUAGAAGCAUAAAAACCAGCACAAGCUUGAGUGCACACCAGAAGGCUAAGGUGAAAUACUUGUCUAUUUCUAUAGUUUCAAUUUUCCUGGUCUGUUUUGCUCCCUAUCAUCUGGUACUUCUCAUUAAGGCGGCAAUCUUUUCCUAUUAUGAAGAGGAAAGAAAGGUGUGUCCUUGGGAAGUUCGUAUGUAUACCCCUUCGGUUAUAUGCCUAUGCCUGUGCACUUUCAACAGCAUAGCAGACCCCAUCAUCUAUGUGCUAGCCAGUGAGAAAGGCAGAAAGGAAUUGUCUCGUUUUCACAAAGGAUGGAAACAAUGGUCCUCAAAGACUGACAACCUAAAAAGUUCAAAGGAUAUGGAGGAGUUAACACCAGAACCUGUGAACUGCUAUCAGCUUUCUGAUACCCCACGUUCUGGAGUGGUGCAACCAGACUGCGAGACCUUGUGUUUUUAAGAAGCAGGGAGAGUCUAACAGUUAAAGAAGUGCCAGACUAUGACAUUCUCUUCACAGCAUCUAAAGAACCAUGUUCUGUGGAAACCUGUGUUUUGGGCCGGGAACAUUCUCUACUCUGCAAUGUCCACAAAACAGUCAGGGUCACUGCGAUAGACUUUGAAGUGCCAAGGGAAAGGUUAUUGCCAGCAAGGGGCAAGCCUCUUAUCAUUUGAUUUGGGCUUUAAAGGAUGGGAAGGGAGAACACUCCAUACAUAUGGAACAACGGGAGCAAAGGUGCUAAACCGGGAGCCCAUGUGUAGGCAGAGACAGAAAAUCAGGCUUUGCCCUCAUCUCAGCACAAGAUUCCUUCCCCAGUGAUUUUACCAUGAAAGAUCAAAGAAAGGGAGAGAGGGAGUAACUCCAGGGCAGCAACAAUAGCAAGGUUUCGGGGACUACUGUGAGGUCAGAAUAACCAGAAUAGUGAAGAGAGACUUCUUUGAGAUACCUAAGGAACAAAGAGCAUCUGACACCUUUAAGAUACUGUAAAUUGUAUGUGAGAAAUUAGUACUAAUAAGUAAUAUCUUGGGGAGAUUCAGAGCUCCCCUCUCUUCCAAAGUUCUGAGUUUAAGUCUAGUUUUCUUGUUGGACAUUACUGAUAAUGAGAUUCUUUGUCAGACCCCGCCCAAUCUUACUGGGAAUUUAAUCUAAGGUGGGGAAACCCAUUGUGUUGUUCUCAAACUUAGGUGGAGACAGAUCCUUUUGUCCACCACCUCUGAGUAGAGAUAAUUCUCUGUACAAGUGUCGCUCUCAGCCAUCCAUUGAAAAGGGUAUAAAAAUUCUUUGAAUCAAUGGCCUAAAACUAUGGGUGAUCUGAUAUAGAGAUACUUUCCCUAAGAGAUACUCAACCCUUUAUUUUUUGAUGGCCCACCUCCAAUCACAUUAACCAAUUAGAUUUGAUUGCUGUUUGAUGAACCACCUACUGUUUUGAAGGGUAGAUAAACUGUGAGUCAGCCACCAUAAUUGUCUUUGGUCUAAGAGAGAUGGUCAAAUGAUCAUCCUUUUAUUAAUAACCUGCUGGCCUCAUUAAUAAAGUUAUUAAAUUACCCAGAAAUAUAUCUUGAACCUUUUUAAACCUCGUGUUGUGACAAUGUCAAACCUUCAAUGACCUCUACAAACAUUUACAAAGUGGGUAGUCAGUUAACAUUCACGAAAAAUGACUUUAUUUGUUGUAAGUCCUUUCAAUUCAAUAAAUGUUAU
Messenger RNA from Dromiciops gliroides (monito del monte), 2659 nucleotides. It is a transcript of the gene GPR132, whose product is annotated as G protein-coupled receptor 132. Gene Ontology annotation, molecular function: G protein-coupled receptor activity. The record is from RefSeq and is a predicted model, not a curated record. NCBI's taxonomy places the organism in Eukaryota, Metazoa, Chordata, Mammalia, Microbiotheria, Microbiotheriidae. The transcript is spliced from 2 exons. Gene Ontology annotation, biological process: G1/S transition of mitotic cell cycle; G protein-coupled receptor signaling pathway; negative regulation of G2/M transition of mitotic cell cycle. Gene Ontology annotation, cellular component: membrane. Bases 281 to 1423 code for a protein of 380 amino acids.